This is a messenger RNA of Aureococcus anophagefferens, 456 nucleotides long. RefSeq lists its product as hypothetical. The transcript has a single exon. Gene Ontology annotation, molecular function: peptide-methionine (S)-S-oxide reductase activity. Lineage: Eukaryota; Pelagophyceae; Pelagomonadales; Pelagomonadaceae. Bases 1 to 456 code for a protein of 151 amino acids. Gene Ontology annotation, biological process: cellular response to oxidative stress. The record is from RefSeq and is a predicted model, not a curated record. Gene Ontology annotation, cellular component: cytoplasm.
AUGGGCGACGGCACGCGCGCGGUCCGCGUCACCUACGACCCGACCGUGGCGUCCUACGGCCGCCUCCUCGGCCAGUUCUGGCGCGCCGUGGACCCGACGCGCGCCGACGGCCAGUUCGACACGGCCGGCGCCGCGUACCGGACGGCCAUUUGGCCCACGGACCGGCGCGAGGUCGCGUCGGCGCUGACGUCGAAGCAGCGCCUCGACGAGCUCGGCCUCUUCGGCGACCGCCGCGUCGUCACGGAGGUCGUCGCGCUGCCCUUCUCCGGCGCGAAAGCCUACGGCUUCGUCGAGGACUCUUCGCAGGACUUCGCGAAGAAGAACAAGGCCGAGUACGCGACGCUCCUCGAGGCGUCGGGCCGCAACGACUGGUUCGCGGCGACCUACAAGGGCGGCAAGAUGUUCCUGCUCGACGGCGCCGACCCCUGGCCCGCCGGGUCCUUCUCGAGCCUCUAG